AUGUCUUCCGAGAUAGGCAUCGAAGAAUAUAGGCAAGAUGUUCUUCGCGUCUGCUCAUACCAUCGAACCGACUUUGCUCGGGCCGUUGUCCGCACACGGCCACAUAAGAUGCAGGUCAUCGCGCCAUUACUCCGAAAUCAUUUCAACAACCCGUCUCCUUUUAAACAUGGUCCUCCGUUUAGACUCGGUGUCUUGGAUCUCCUUACCCCAGAACUCCUCGUCAUCAUCCUUCUCCAACUGGAUGUUGUAUCCUAUCUUCAGUUCCGGCGUGUCAAUAGACAUGCCCGGGUGGUUGCAACACUUCUUCACGAAUACAAGCUCGUUUCCGCCCAUGGACUCGAGGGCCUUGUGGCGCUUUUGCGAACAAAACUAGCCGAAUUUUUCACCAUCAAGGACCUGUACCGUCCUCUUGUGACAUACAGUUGCAAGCUCUGCGGUGGUUUUGGAUGCUUCCUGUUUCUUCCCGACUGCACGCGAUGCUGUCUUCCCUGCCUCACAGAGGCACCCGAGUUGCGUAUGACAAUUGUUUCCAGUUUAGUCAACCAGUUUCUCCCGGUUGAGGGAUUGACUGAAUAUCACCAGAGCCAACUGGGGCCAGUUCUUCAUACUGUGCGUGGAAAAUAUUGUCUGCAGCAUUUCAGAGCUGUCCGCCUUGGGGAGCAGCUCAUGCCGACGCGUCAAGUCAUCACAAUACUCAGGUCACUCGAUGUACCGGAAAAAUCGAUUGAGAAGGCUGUAUACAGGCUGAGAGACUGGGAGAGCAACCGGUUCGGCUCAGCUGCCAUGUAUCCCUGGUACAACGCGCAGAGGGGAGAGGCUGAGCGUGGUGUCAACUGCAAGGCGAUACAAUUCUACAUUGAGGAAAAUACACCACCCCAUAUACUUAGGUCAGCCUGUCAUAGGGUGCACCGGGAUCAGAUUUUUUCAAGGGCAAGUUUCUUGCAGCAUUUCAAGACUUGUAGUCAUGCGCAGGACCUUUGGGCUAGGAGAGAUGACGGAACACCAGAGAAGGAGUCUUGGUUCAUUAGUGAUGGGGGUUAUCUGCGAAACGAAGACGAAGACGAAGUAGUUAUAGUUGCAGCCCGGCCCUCGAUGUAUUAA
Molecule: messenger RNA, 1101 nt
Organism: Fusarium vanettenii 77-13-4
Lineage: Eukaryota; Fungi; Ascomycota; Sordariomycetes; Hypocreales; Nectriaceae
Exons: 1
Coding region: 1-1101 (366 amino acids)
Source: RefSeq, a predicted model, not a curated record